Molecule: messenger RNA, 2184 nt
Organism: Penicillium hordei
Lineage: Eukaryota; Fungi; Ascomycota; Eurotiomycetes; Eurotiales; Aspergillaceae
Product: lipid-binding SYLF domain-containing protein
Exons: 1
Coding region: 1-2184 (727 amino acids)
Molecular function (GO): phosphatidylinositol binding
Source: RefSeq, a predicted model, not a curated record
AUGCCUCCAAAUCGGUGGGAGAAGACCAAAAGCAUCUCUAAAAAGGGCUUCGACAAAGCAUGGGACACCGUCGACAAGCUCGGCGGCCCCGUUAAUCGCCUAUCGCACAAGCUGGGCGCCGAAGCCUUCUGGCCCAUGACACUCGACAAGGAAGCCGACAAAGCUGCGCGCAUCCUACGCAGCUUCUGCAAAGACGGCUUCUAUGCCCCCGAUUCAACAACCGGCGUCGAUGAGAAUGGCAAGAUCAAUCGCCCCAAGGGCAAGCAGCGCGUUAUCCAGAAGAUCCCAACACAAGUACUCAGAAACGCCAAGGGAGUCGCCAUCUUCACGACCAUGCGCACGGGUCUGUGGAUGAGUGGCUCUGGCGGUAGUGGUGUGCUGAUCGGUCGCCUCCCCGAGACCGGCGCAUGGAGCCCGCCAUCUGGUAUCAUGCUACACACAGCCGGAAUAGGUUUUCUCGCUGGAGUUGACAUUUAUGACUGCGUGGUAAUCAUCAACACCCACGAGGCGCUGGAAGCAUUCAAGAAAUUCCGUUGCACUCUCGGCGGCGAGGUCAGCGCAGCCGCGGGACCCGUAGGUAUGGGUGGGGUCCUCGAAUCCGAAGUGCACAAACGCCAGGCACCAAUUUGGACAUAUAUGAAAAGCAAAGGCCUAUACGCGGGUGUUGCCGUCGAUGGCACAAUCAUUAUUGAGCGAACUGACGAGAAUGAGCGCUUCUACGGCGAGCGGAUAUCCGUCGACGAGAUUCUAUCCGGCAAAGUCCGGCAUCCGCCCCACGAACUCCAAACCCUCAUGCAGACCUUGAAGGCCGCACAGGGCGACUCUGACGUUGACGAAAGUCUUGUCCCGCCACCGGGCGAAACACCUGGCGAUAUAGAGUUGUCGGAAGACGGACAAUCUGCUUUCGGUGUGCCGGCUGUGGACGAUCCCGAUCCAUAUGGAGUGAAGGCGCUGGAGGCGGAGGGGCUCUUCAUCCGCGAGGCCGGCACAAAGGUGAGACCAAACCAUGAGACAUUUGAAUUCCGGCCGAACCCGGACAGCCCUAUUUAUAGCACUUUCUUUCGGCGCAGCAUGGAUAGCUCGCCGCGCAAUAGUUGGCGCGCGAGUGUGCAGAGCUCCAAGAGCUAUGCUAGUGUCGACCGUGGCACGCAGACCGAUGACGCCCCGCUAACCGAGCCCACAUCAGUGAGCCGUGCAUCUUCUCGCAGCGCGAAGGGAUCGUCUAUUGGCCGUCCACCGAUGAAUACCUGGAUCGAAAAUGACGGCUCUCACUGGGAUACGAUUGCUAUCCACGGCAAUGAAGAGCAUGUGAAGGUCCGCCAAUUAGAGGGCGAGGAGGCGGAGGAUAGGAGAGCGAAAGCGAAUGCCUGCGAAGAUGCACACGACGACCCCGAGUUCGAGGAUGACGACGAGCACUAUGAGGUUCACGAGGUUGGCAAUGCCACUGUCACACCAAGGGAUAGUAUCCCGCCCUCACCCACAACGGCGGAGGGCCAGACGACAGACCCUGACACCAAGCCUACGUCGCCGAGCUUCACCCGGGCUCGCCUAGUUACAAUCCCCGCGCGCACCCCACCUGCCUUACCUCCGCGACACCCACGUCACAUCCCAGGCUCUGGAUCAAGCCGUGCCUCAACAUCUCCUACGGCGCUCUCGUAUUCAAGCAAUAACACCUCACCCACAGAUGUCACUGAGGCGGCGGAGAAUCUCGAGCAGUUGGAUGAAUCUCCACACGCGCUUCCAUCCCCGGAGAAGGCCAAGUCCUCUCCUGGUAUUCCUGCCACGAGCGACGAUGAAGAGUUUGUUGACACGAAGUCGGAGAUUGAGGAUAACGUCAUUACCCUCGAAGAUCACACUGCCACCGAGACCGCCGAUGCCGCCGAGCAGGAGAUCAAGGCGGACCAAGAAGACGGGAAGGACCUUAAACCCGAGCAAUCUCCUCGACUCGAAAAGUCUCCCGAUGUCCCCAAGCUUGCACCUAAUAUCGAAAAUACCCCGGAGGUCGAAGAGACCCUCGACAAGAUCGAAGCCAAGCUUGAAACUGAGAUCGAGCAACCCGAAGGGCAGAAGUCUGGAAUGUCAUAUUCACACGUCCUUGCUGAUCGCGAAGAACACACAGAGUCCCCUGGUGGGACUAAAAUCGAUACCACCGAUACCACCUUGCCCCAUGCCAGGGCUGAGUGA